GGUUUGAUCAUCACGUUCAUUAGGUUACAUAUCUGAUCCAACUGAAAUACUGACAUACAGACUGAAGGGCUGAUAAACGGCGACCUGUCGAUGUUUGACUUUGUGUUGCUCCUCCUUCAUAACCAGAAAACCCUUCUUGAAAACUCUCAGAAACUCAUUCACGCACUGAUUCCAGCAUAGCCGUUUAACUCUGAACACUUUAGUGUUGUAAAUCAUCAUGGACAGUGUUUCCACGCACACACAUGAAUCCAGCCGCAGUGAGAGGAAAGUGAUCGCGGUGGUGGGAGGCGGUUUGGUUGGAUCGCUGAUUGCCUGCUUCCUUGCCAAAAGAGGAUUUGACGUUGCAGUCUAUGAAUCACGAGAAGAUAUUCGUCAAGCAAAAGUCGUGAAAGGUCGAAGCAUCAACUUGGCUUUGUCACAUAGGGGGCGCCAGGCCUUGAAACAUGUGGGAAUGGAGGAUAAGAUAGUCUCUAAAGGCAUUCCAAUGCAUGCCCGAAUGAUCCAUAAUCUGAAUGGAAAACGCUCUCCAUACCCUAUGGCAAAAAGGGACAGGUUCAGAAAUGCACAGUCACAUGACAGGUUGCAGUAA
Messenger RNA from Carassius auratus (goldfish), 589 nucleotides. Its product is annotated as kynurenine 3-monooxygenase-like. Lineage: Eukaryota; Metazoa; Chordata; Actinopteri; Cypriniformes; Cyprinidae. Bases 218 to 589 code for a protein of 123 amino acids. The record is from RefSeq and is a predicted model, not a curated record. Gene Ontology annotation, cellular component: mitochondrial outer membrane. Gene Ontology annotation, molecular function: kynurenine 3-monooxygenase activity. The transcript is spliced from 5 exons.